Molecule: messenger RNA, 1950 nt
Organism: Effrenium voratum
Lineage: Eukaryota; Dinophyceae; Suessiales; Symbiodiniaceae
Source: the annotation of a GenBank genome assembly
AUGGGGGCCGCAUCACUGCCGGAGUUGGAGCUUUGCAGACUCGAUUGCGAUUGCCUCGACUUGGAUCAAGUCUGCAGCGCCGCCCAUAUCCUUCUCCAGAGGCACCCGGACGCGAAGCUGGUCAGGUACUACGUGGAGCAUCGAGAGGAGAUCUUGGCGGAAACUGGCGCCCCACGGGCGAGUGCCAAGGAGCUCUUCAACCAGAUCUUCUUUGGGGGCGGGGAGCACAUCUUGGCGGAGUUUGCCGCGCACUAUGGCGUCCCUGGCUUUGCCAGGCAGCUGGUGGCGGAGAUGCGGAUUCUGCGAAAGAAGGAUGAGGCCGCCUACAACCCGCAGAUGCAGAUGUUCAGGACUAGGUUCCCUGGAGCCUCACUGCAGGCGUACUUGCACCAGCUCAAGGAGCGGGAGAUUUCAGAGGCGGUGGCGAAGGCUGUCGCGGUCACAGGGGUCGCGACCAUUGCGAGCUGGGAGCACGACGGAGUCGUCUUCGUGCCUUGUGGCCGUCACAGGGGAUCCAAGGCUUGGCGGGAGACCGCACUCGCCGCAGCCAGAGAAGCUGCGGCGCCCUUCCCUAUCGCGGAGAAGCAGUACAGGACCAAGGAGGAGCUCUACCGCAGCCUGCGCCACACGCUCCUGUGGGAUGUGCGCGACCCGGACUGGUUUGAGGACAAGCUGCGCCGCGUCCAGCUGGGCGGCUACUCGUACGGAUGCUGUACAGGCCGCCGCUACCUGAUGAUCCCGGAAUUGGACCACAAGACCAAGGUCCAAAGCACCACGUUCAAAGACUUCAGGGACCCAGCUUCCACGGUUUCCGCAAGAACCUUGCACGGCGACAUUGUUCCGUUCAAGGUGUCCUGGGGGAUGGUCCUCUGUACCAACACAAAGGUUUCUUUCACCACGGACGUCACGGAAGACGGAGGGGUGGAGAGAUCCGUCGCUGUCGUCAGGAAAGGCCCUCCAUUGGCCCCUCAUGAGCGCCCAGUGGACACGGCUUUCAAGAGCCCGAAGAUGGCCGAGAAGAUGGCGCCGGGGUUGUGCUACCUGCUCUUUCAGGUCUUCAAGGUCUUCGGCGACGUCCAGGGGCCAGCCGGUGCCGGACGAGGUCGGGCGGUGGACACGAUGCUGCACCCGCAGCCUUAUGCUGUGGUGCGGGAGACCCAGCUAUUCCUCAACACGGCCGCUGAUGUGCCCACGACCGAGAUUUUCUUGCGGUCCUACACCAUCCAGCCAAACAGCAGCCAGGCCAGCGCUGCGGCGGCGACGGCUCCCAGGAACGCCAACUCCGUCGAGGUCGAGGAGUCGGUCUCCGUGACGGACCUCGACUCGCUGGCCCUGACGGGCUCGGCCACGCUGGACGGGCUCACCGCGCAGGGCAACGUGGGCUGCGACCAGCUGCUGUGCAACGACGUGAACUGCACGGACGUGUUCACGACGGGCGUGGACGCCUCGGGCGCAGCUGACGUGGGGGAGCUGCUGCAGCUCUUCGACUCCGUGGAGGCCAAGCAGUACAAGCAGCGCAACCUCGACGUGAUGCAGGCCAUGGCCUUCAAGGCGCUGAAGGCCGACGUGGGCCGACAGGAGGUGACGGGGGACGACGAGAACUUCGUGGUCACGACAGACCUGGGCAACGAGUUCGCCACGCUGGGCCGGGAGCUGCCCGAGGAAGCCGUGCACCGGACGAAGCGCCCCGAGGACCGCAACGCCACGGCCGUGGUGGACCGGGGCAUCCAGACGCUGAAGAAGGACGUGGAGAAGCAGCCGGCCACCGAGUUCCGGCUGCUGCAGGACAACGCCGACAAGUUCCAGCACAACAAGGACCUCACGGACCGGCGCAUCAAGGCCGUGGAGGGCCGGGAGACCCUGCUGAAGCUGGCGCUGCCGGCGCCCCAGGGCAGCGGCAACGCGGCGGGCCGACUGACGAGGCGGCCCAGAAGCGAUUCGGGCCGCUGA